AUGGAGAUAAAUUCAUCGCACAUUAAUGUUGAUGCUAUCAAUUUAGGAGGGGUUUCUACUGACGAAAACGGUUUUAUAACAGAUUUUCAAGCAGUUCGUUUACUCUAUUUCGUCGAUUACCAUAAUUCCAUUAAACAGGAAAAUUCGCAUAAAUGGAAUGAAGAAUUUCUGAAAACAGUUUCACAAAAUUCCUUCGUUUACAUCCGUCUAUCAAAACUGAGUGGAAUUAGUGUCGAUAAUGAAAUUAAUAAUAUAUUUGUGAAUAUUAUAUGGCAUAUUAUUAUUGGUGGAGCAUUUAUGAUAACAUUUGCAUGUGUAAUUUGUCUGACGAAGGACUGGGUGACGAGUAAACCGCUUAUUGGUGUUUCCGGAUGUAUCUCAUCUUCGUUUGCUGUGGUAACUGCCUUUGGUCUGUUGCUCCUCUGCGGCAUGAAAUAUACCGAAGCAAAUUUGAUUGUUCCUUUUAUAGUUGUAGGUAUCGGAUUGGAUGACUCAUUUGUUCUGCUAGCUGCUUGGAGAAAAACUAAUCCAAAAGAUUCUGUUGAAAAGAGAAUGAGUGAGACGUACUCCGAGGCUACCAUAUCGAUUACCAUAACGUCUUUGACUAACGUUGCUUGUUCGUUAAUUGCGAUAACUACUCCUUUCGGAAUUCUCCAAAUUGCCGGAAGUUACAUGGCUUUAAGUAUUUUCAUAGAUUACAUCUAUCAAGUUACAUUCUUCGGCGGAUGUCUUGCACUGGAUGGUUAUCUAGAAGCCAAGAACUUGCACGCAGUACUCUUCGUUCCUGUUAAGCUGGAUGAACGACCAUCAGUUGUACAAAGGAUCGACGAUGCUUUCGAUGAAAAUACAUUCUAUUCACAAUAUCGAGAUAGAAUUCAGAUAAUUGUUACCUCAUCAUUGGAUUACUCCGAUCCAAACAUUCAGAAUAAUAUAGAGAAAUUAACGACAGAACUGGAGAAUUCUCCUCAUGUGGCCGGAAGUAAUUUCACGGAAUCGUGGCUGAGACUAUAUCUGAAAUUCAUUAAAGAUCCACAGUUUUGGUUGUCUCUCAAAGGAUACAAUUUGAGUCGACCCGAAGACUUCACCGAUGCUUUACGUAGAGUAUUUCUUAAAUUCAAGUGGGCCAAACGCUUUAACAAGGACAUUGUCUUCAGUGACGAUGGCACUAAAAUAUUAGCUUCCAGAUUUUUUAUUCAGACGAAAUUGGUUGAUAAUUCGCUGAAAGACAAUGAAGUUUUUAUUAAUGUGUGGACUGUAAUAGAUAGAUAUAAUCUUCCGGUAUAUUGUUACAAUAAUCGAUAUAUUUUCUUUGAUUAUAUUCUUGAAGCAGUUCCCGUAACAACUCAAUCAAUAGUCAUCAGUUCUUCCGUUGUAAUUUUGAUAUUUAUUAUUUUCAUACCAAAUUUGUUUUGUGCAUUUUGUAUUGCGCUCACAAUAGCUUGUAUUGAAGUAAUAACUAUAGGAUAUAUUUCUGUAUGGGGUGUUCCACUUCAUCCAAUAUUGACAGUUUUAUUAAUAGUGAUCACAGGAUUUUGUACAGAUUAUGCAGCUCAUAUAUCGUACGCGUAUGCAAAGAGUAAAGGAAAGAAUCCGAAUGAGAAACUGCGAGAUUGUUUGGACGUUGCUGGUCACGCGAUUGUGCAAGGUUGUCUUUCAUCACUUUUGGGAGUUUCUACGUUAAUAGUCGCUCCGUACGGAUUUUUCAAAGAUAUUUAUGCUGUCAAUGUGGGACAGUUUCUUGUUAUUAUUAUGUAA
Molecule: messenger RNA, 1755 nt
Organism: Centruroides sculpturatus (bark scorpion)
Lineage: Eukaryota; Metazoa; Arthropoda; Arachnida; Scorpiones; Buthidae
Product: patched domain-containing protein 3-like
Exons: 5
Coding region: 1-1755 (584 amino acids)
Cellular component (GO): membrane
Source: RefSeq, a predicted model, not a curated record